GUUGACAUCCAGCUGGCCACUUGGAAACAUCUCUUCUCCUCUCUCCUCUGUGUCAACAAUGGUGACGAAGGCAGUGGUGGUGAUGGUGGUGGUGGUGAUGAUAAUGGUGUUGGGUGAGCCAGCCAGCGCCUCUCUUCUCCCAGCAGGGAGCGGCGCCCCCAGCACAACAUGGUGAUGGGGGGCGGGGAGGUGGGACCAGAGUACCUCCAUCACUUACAGUCAGAUCUUGCCCAGCUUCGCCAACACGCCCUGCCAGAGAUCCGUGACGUUAGGAUCGUUGACGGCAACACUGGGCCCAGACUGGACAUGCCACUAACAGGCUGCCGUGACUCGCUAGACUGCCACCACCGCUUCGCCAACUACUUAGGACUCCUUGUUAGAAUGAUCGAGACUGGCAGGAAGUGAAGAGGAAGAGGAGGAGGAAGAAGAGGAGGAGGAGGAGGAGGAGGAAGAGGAGGUGGUGGUGGUGGUGGUUGAG
Messenger RNA from Portunus trituberculatus (swimming crab), 478 nucleotides. RefSeq lists its product as uncharacterized. Bases 169 to 405 code for a protein of 78 amino acids. The transcript is spliced from 4 exons. NCBI's taxonomy places the organism in Eukaryota, Metazoa, Arthropoda, Malacostraca, Decapoda, Portunidae. The record is from RefSeq and is a predicted model, not a curated record.